Molecule: messenger RNA, 1364 nt
Organism: Daucus carota subsp. sativus
Lineage: Eukaryota; Viridiplantae; Streptophyta; Magnoliopsida; Apiales; Apiaceae
Exons: 7
Coding region: 415-1098 (227 amino acids)
Biological process (GO): protein ubiquitination
Cellular component (GO): membrane
Molecular function (GO): zinc ion binding; ubiquitin-protein transferase activity
Source: RefSeq, a predicted model, not a curated record
CUAUUUAAUUAAAAAACAUAUUGAACAGUUUGUGGACUUGUGGGUACGUUUUGUUUACUUCAAAAGGGUUUUAUAAGCAAGCGAAAUUGCGUGCUGACAACAUCAUCACUAUAAGCUCUUGCUUCAUUCAAAACACAUAUAUCUACCAAGAUAAACAGACAAGAAUUGAUGUACAUUUUUUACAUGUAAGUACAUAUAAAGAGGAACUUUUCUUGGCUUGAACAUAAUUGAUUCUCCUUUCUGCAAGACUUUCUGUGUUAGUUUCUUCAUCUCCUGCUUUAAGUCAAGUAUCUUUGUUAUAUUCCACCUUUUCUGUGUUAGUACUUUAAGAAUAUUCACUCUAAGUUGAUAAAAACUCUGCAUUCAACAUCUCAGUUCUUGUCUGAAACUUUUCUGCAAGGAGGUUGUCCGAACAUGGGAGAUCACUUUGUGUUGUUAGUUGAUCGGAUGCUUACUGAAUCCACCUUGGAGGCUGCGGUUGAAAGCAGGCACUUGGUGGCUCAAGAAAACAAUGAUACAGUUGUGGAUUGCGCUUCCCACCUGGAUUCUGAAACUGAUUUGUCUCAGAGGAAAGUGGCUGAAUGUAGGAUAUGUCAGGAUGAAGACUUUGAGUCCUUGUUGGAAGCGCCUUGCUCCUGUCGCGGCAGUUUAAAGUAUGCUCAUCGCAGAUGUGUGCAAAGGUGGUGCAGAGUGAAGGGUAAUACAACUUGCGAGAUAUGCAACCAGUUGUUUAAGCCGAAUUAUACAGCUCCACCACCUGUGUUUCGACUUGGGCAUAUUCCAGUGAACUUAAGGGCUAUCGGCAGACUUAACCUAAUUGAAUCUCACUCGAUAGCAGUGGUUUCAGCUGAUCGCAAUUUUCUUGAUCCUCUGGAUGAUGAAUCUGCAGGUUCUGCUUCAAGAAGCUUCACGCGAUAUCUUUCAUUAGCUGCAAUCUUUAUGGUUCUACUGAUGUUAAGGCAUACGCUUCCCCUCAUUAUCAAUGGAACAGAUGAUUUUUCAUUCCCCUUAUUCGUGUUCUUUCUCCUGCGCACUUCAGGAAUAAUUCUUCCAGCCUAUAUUAUACUCAGAACAGUUGGGGCCAUACGGUACCGCUGACUACACCAAAAAUGUUUAAGAUGAUGAUUCUACAGCCUAUAAGCCACUUUAGCUUGCUCUCAAAGUUUCUGGAAAAUUUGCUCAAAUGGGAAAGGCUCGUUAAAUGUGGUGCUACGAGUCUACUACUUCAGAAAUCAUCUAUGGUUGAUCAAACAUGACUUAUAGCAUGAAUGAAACAUUCUUAUACUCAUCAAGUAAUAAGCAUCACACUAGCUUAGAGCUUGCUCUUAUAAUUUAUGGCAAUGCAGCUCUUACCUUUUCUUGAA